AUGGCCCCAUAUCUAUUCCCCUACCCCGUUCCGGGAUCGGUAACGUUCUCGACGCUUCUGCUCGACCGAUCGGGCACAUACACUACACAGCUCGCCGAAGCGACUGUUGCUCGGACCCGGCUCCAAGCAGCUCUCAAGGCCGCCGCCGAUGGUCAGCCGGGCAGCAGCGCCCUUGCAGUCCUAGAGGUGUAUCACCCCUACCUCCUCGCGAUCAUGUCGUGCAUUGACGGCGACGACCUCCUUUACAAGGGAGAUCCGGUCUUUCCCUGGCGGCCGGCUCUAACGAGCUAUCAUCUCUCGACACCAACGCUCUCGCUCCCGACGAUCCAAGUGGAGCACUACUUCGUCCUCCUGGUGCACACGAUAGCGCUGGCGAACUAUGCUCACUCGAUCUUGGACGGACUUCCUCAGUUCGAGGCCAAGGGAGGACAGGCACCUAUCAUCACGAAAGAAGAUGAGCAGAAGACUUCGGCGGGCCUGACACGGGCCGUUGACCUGUUAUCACAGGCCGCCGGAAUAGCCGAGUACACGGCGGAGAACAUUACUCCGCAGCUCGACGCGGGGCGGACGACGACAGGAGGGAGACUGGGCAAGUACCGUUGGCCCGUUGAGACGGGCGGCGAAGCUAUGACAGGUCUUAGCAUGUACGUCUGUUUCAGAGGGAAAGGAAGCGAAGCUGUCAAGGGUCUAUCCUACAAGUACCUAGGAAUCGAUGAAGCGUCCAAAUCCCUGGGUCAGUCGCUGGCUCUUCUGCAGGAGUCGGGGAGGUGUCUGGAAGAUCUGAAGGACUCGAAGCUGGAGAGUAAGAUGAAGGGCCUGAACUUCAACAAGGACAAGAAGAAGGCCGAGGCAGUUCGGAACUUGCGGCAAAGCAGGAUCGAUCGGGAGUACUACUCGGUUCAGGCGUGGCUGCAGGCGAACAAGAAGCUGAACGACACGGUCAACUUCGAGCGUGUGCCGCCGUUCCAAGAGGUCGUCAUUCCGCCUGGACGGCCGAUCUUCUCAGCGAAGAAGUACACGCUGCCGAAGCUCAAGUUUGCCCCCAGCCAUAUCGAGGAGGAAGAGGAAAAGCAGGAAGCCGAGUACGCUGGACGAGGCAAUUACUUUUAG
This is a messenger RNA of Trichosporon asahii var. asahii CBS 2479, 1110 nucleotides long. RefSeq lists its product as uncharacterized. The coding region runs from base 1 to 1110 and encodes 369 amino acids. Lineage: Eukaryota; Fungi; Basidiomycota; Tremellomycetes; Trichosporonales; Trichosporonaceae. Gene Ontology annotation, biological process: cellular response to pH. The transcript has 4 exons. The record is from RefSeq and is a predicted model, not a curated record. Gene Ontology annotation, cellular component: plasma membrane.